Messenger RNA from Alosa alosa (allis shad), 2279 nucleotides. RefSeq names its product protoporphyrinogen oxidase (gene ppox). Gene Ontology annotation, biological process: heme biosynthetic process. Gene Ontology annotation, cellular component: mitochondrial inner membrane. The record is from RefSeq and is a predicted model, not a curated record. Gene Ontology annotation, molecular function: protoporphyrinogen oxidase activity, oxygen as acceptor. Lineage: Eukaryota; Metazoa; Chordata; Actinopteri; Clupeiformes; Clupeidae.
AAGAAGAGUUCAACGUAGGACACAACUGUCUAUGGACACAAGCUAUGUGUCAAAAUAUUGGUAUAUUAGUGCUUCUUCCAAACGUUUCAUCUGAUCUGAAGGUUAGAGCUCGACAAAAUUGAAAGACUAGCCUACAGGCGUGGGAGUUGGGCUUGAAUGCAGAAGACAGUUGCUGUCCUAGGGGGAGGGAUAGGGGGCCUGUCUGCCUGCUAUCACCUCAGUAAGAGUCCCCAGGUCUCCAAGGUUGUGCUGUUGGAGGGCAGUGGACGUUGUGGAGGCUGGCUAAGCUCCACGCGCAGAGAGGAUGGGGCAGUGUUUGAGCAGGGGCCGCGAGCGGUCCGCCCUGCAGGAGCAGUGGGGAAGAAUACACUCAACAUGGUGUCUGAGCUGGGACUAGAGAGCGAAGUGCUCCCUGUCACUUACGACCAUGUGGCCUCCAAAAACCGCUACCUCUAUGUGGGGGGACAGCUCCACAAGAUGCCAUCUAGUCUGGGAGUGCGGCUGGGAGUUGGCCCAACAGUGACCCCAUCCGACCUGGCGACGCGGUCCGCCAAGGAGUCAUGGGCUCAGUGGUCUUUGCGAAGAGGCAUGCAGAUGCUUCCGGAAGCUCUUGAAGAUUUCCUGAAGAGGAAAGACAAUGUGGAAUUGCACACACAGUCGGUGCAGACACUGAAUGCUACUGGCACUGGCUGGGAGAUUAAGCUUGAAGAUGGAGCCACUGUGAAGGCUGAUCAUGUCAUUUCAGCAUUGCCUGCCAAUUCCCUGGCCUCGAUACUUCCCCCUGCUGCUCAACCCCUGUCACAACAGCUACAAGGGAUCUCCUCGGUGACAGUGGCCGUGGUGAAUCUGGAGUAUGAGGGUUCCGUCCUGCCAGUCACGGGCUUUGGGCACUUGGUCCCUUCCUCAGAGGACCGUGGGCUGUUGGGGGUGGUGUACGACUCCGUUCCCUUCCCACAACAUAACCGCUCUGGAGUCCCAUCCACCAGACUCACGGUGAUGAUGGGAGGAGCAUGGUUCCACGAAGUGUUCGGCGACCCCGAGAGCGUGUCGAAAGAGAGGCUGCUGGAGAGAGCGACCCAGGCUGUGACCGCUCACCUUGGGGUCACGGCGGUCCCUAUCUGGAGUCUUGUGGCUCUGCUUAAGGACUGCAUUCCUCAAUAUCAUCUUGGACAUUGGAAGCGACUAGAGACCAUGAGGACGUACAUCAGUGACCACAACCUCCCUCUGACGCUGGCAGGGGCCUCGUAUGACGGAGUCUCAGUCAAUGACGUCAUCUUCAGUGGACAAACAGCAGCAGAGAGUCUGGUGGGGGUAGUAUAAGUGUGUAAGAGCGCCUUUGUGCAUUUAUGAUUUAAGUUUGCUUUUUUACUUAAGCUUUUUUUUGCUUAGUUUACAUUUGUUUUUUGCUAUGACAAUUUAAAAAAUAUAUAAUUUAAUGCUAUACAGGAAGAUGACAAUGUUGACAAUUUUAAAUCUCCAUAGCAUAAAUAAUGGAAAUCUUACAUUUUGCCUUCAGUUUUCAACAAAUCGUUAUCAGCUUUUCAUUUGAUUUAUUAGAGUGUGAAAAAUAACAAGUUUGUCUCUCCCUUUUUAAUCACCACUGAACUAAUUUUGUUCAAGUUUAAGCACACUAUCAAUAUAAAAUUCUUUAUGUCUGUAUUUCCCAUUGUUGUCCCUGUUCCUUGUGAUAAUGGAUCAGAAACACACUUUGCAUUUAGCAAAGUAACAUUCAUGAGUAUGGCUGUGAAUGUGUUUGAGUGUGCCUUUCUACAGUUGUGAAUGUGACAUUGCUUACUGAAUGUGGCAUUUGGCAUCUGGUGGCGUUCAUGCUCCAUGCGGGGGCAUCGCCGCCAAGGUGGCCCAUUCGCUCCGAGCUUGUCCAAGCCGGCAGCUAGAACAGCAGCCCUUUGAAGCCUGGCUGUCCCUAAGCCUCCCUCACUGUGAGUGCUGACCGCCCGUAUGAAGAGACUGGUUCAGGUAGAACAGUAGUCUUCCUGAGAGUGUGCUUAGCAAUCAUUCAAAUGUGACCAUAUUUAGAGUUUAUGGAGAAAUUACAUCUUUAUUUAUUCAAUACAAUUUGAUCAUAAUUAUGUAUUUUUUUACAUAGAUCUUUGUUUUGGCAAGCUGAGAAAUUAAUAAAUGGUUUUGCUAUGCCGUUGUGCUCUGUGACAGUAAAUCUGUUUUUAUAUUUGUGAUGGUUCGAGCAGGAGAAUUAAAGGAAAUGUCAUUCUUGUGGUGUGAUGGUUCGGGCAGGAGAAUUAAAGGAAUAUGUCAUUCUU